AUGGCCGGAACACUUCCUGGUGUAGAAUGUGCUCGAAGAAGACGUUGUCAUCAAAACAGUAUAUGGUCAGAUUCACCGCUAAUCGCCGCUCAGGUUUUAACUAGGAGAUCCGUUCUCUGCUUGUACACAAGUAACAACGAAGCGCUCCUCUUUUCAAAUCCAUCUAUGGAGAGACGUUUGUUAAUGGAGGCAGAAGGAGAAGAUGAACUGGAUGGAAUUGCGAGAGAAGCGAAGAGGAGAUUGGAUGAGCGAUUGUUGAGAACGCAGAGGAAAUCAGAAGAUAAUGGAAGAGAGAUGAUGAGGAGAAAAUUCAGUUGGAGAAAGUUGAAUUGGAUUGGCGUCGAAGAAGAUAAGUGCGGUCAAUGCCUGGUGAAGAAGACGACUUGGAGUUGA
This is a messenger RNA of Cucumis sativus (cucumber), 393 nucleotides long. RefSeq lists its product as uncharacterized. The transcript has 3 exons. Bases 1 to 393 code for a protein of 130 amino acids. The record is from RefSeq and is a predicted model, not a curated record. Lineage: Eukaryota; Viridiplantae; Streptophyta; Magnoliopsida; Cucurbitales; Cucurbitaceae.